ACCAGGGACUCCAGUGUGUGUUUUUAUUUCAAAUCCACCUUAUGAAAGAGCCCAGUGGGCAACGUGUGUUACAAAUACAUACAUUUACUUAGCUUCCAAAGGAAAGUUCUCAUGUGUAGAGAAACAUGCAACAUUUUGUUAUUAUCAGUGCAUGCUCGAGGAUCAUAAAGUUGAAUCAGGAACUGUUUCUGAAGAUUGUGAGUGUAAUGAAAACCAAACCCUGCCAAUCAAUGAUCUUCCCAGCUGGUGCUACAGUCCUUCUGGAGAUAAUUGUUCCUGGUACUCUCAGUGUCUAGAGAAAAAAUUCACAUGCCAAGACAUGCAUCAAACAUCAUACGCCAUUAACAAUGGUGUUAGGUUUUGCCAGCUGUAUCAAGAUCACUUUCAGCAGUUCUCACCAGCAGGUCAGAAAUGGAUCAAUAGUGUUCGUGAAUGCCUACAGGUGGCAUUAGUUUACUUCUUGCGUCCUUUUCAAAAAGUAACAUGCAAUGAAAUACAACAAAAAGCAUUUGAUUCUCAUGUAGAUUGCUAUGUGAAUCCAAAUAAAGAUGUGCCAUCCUUCUGUUCUUUACCAAACCAUGACAGAUUCAAAGCCCUUUUUACAGUAGGACCUGAACUUUAUUCAAAUUGUGUAAACAAAGUAUAUCGGGAGGCAUGCGCAAAUAUCUAUGAAUCGGCCAAACAAUUGGUGAACGUAGCAUAUAUUAGUUGCCCUAUUCAUGCAACUGAUGAUUUAAUUAAGAAUAUCCAGAUCAUAUUUUCGAAAUCCGUUGAGAAAACAAAAAGAUAUCGAAGAUCACCUACACCAACGGACGACUACGAUGCAGGAACAGACCUGAUAGUUACAAUUGAGAAAAGAUUGCGAUGGAAGCUACGCGGAGUCACGUGGAUAGGGUAUUUUCAGAAUAGCACAUUGGACACAUUAAACGAAAAAAUAAACAGUUUUCGAACAUUUCAUAUAUUAUUAGCACCAAGCAAAUUGUACAACUUGAACUAUAAGACGAAUGUUACAUUGGAAAUAAACAUGACCGAAAUUUUGAACGAAGUAACUUUUUCAUUCAAGAAUGGUAGCUUCACGUCAAAUAUGAUAAAUGGGAUUUCCAUUGAAAAAUAUUAUGUUUGUGGAAAUAGGAACUGCUCCGAAAUUACAGUAGAAGUGAAACCAUUAACCUCCGUCGUCACAAAAGCCCAAAAAUAUACAUUUUGGACAAUGGAGAAUGAAAUCUUAGAAGUAAAAUGUGAUGGCCUCUGUAGAGAAGGAAUCUACAGGAAGGCUUAUCUGAAAACAUUGAAAAAAGCAAACGCCAGGGAUACAGGGAUAUCUGAAAGCAGGCGUACCACAUCAGGCGAAGGCUACCAAACGUCAGAACUAUUAAAUGGGUGGAAUCGAGAGACUAAAGAGAACAAUGCCAGGGUUAAUCAGACUCAAUGUCAAGAAACUGGUCGAAAAAAAGCUAGGUCACAUGGAUUGUAUGAUCGAACAAUCCAUCGGUCUGAGCAAAUGCUGCGACAACCACGGCUUCACGAAUGCAAGAGUGCAAAUACAACAGAAACAAACUCUGUGGCCUCUAAAGACAUACAACUUUUUGAGACCAGACACGUGAAAAAAUGGAGUCUUUCAUAUAACUGUACCGGGAUACAGCUACGGCUACAGACAAGAGAAGAGGCGGAUUACUGUCCAGUACCAUCUUACACCAAGACCCAGAUGUAUAUCCUGCAAACUCCCCCAAAACACAAUGGGGAAAGAAAAUCAAGACUGAUAUUUUGA
Molecule: messenger RNA, 1768 nt
Organism: Saccostrea cuccullata (small rock oyster)
Lineage: Eukaryota; Metazoa; Mollusca; Bivalvia; Ostreida; Ostreidae
Exons: 6
Coding region: 152-1768 (538 amino acids)
Source: RefSeq, a predicted model, not a curated record